This is a messenger RNA of Puccinia triticina, 1179 nucleotides long. RefSeq lists its product as uncharacterized. The record is from RefSeq and is a predicted model, not a curated record. Bases 1 to 1179 code for a protein of 392 amino acids. NCBI's taxonomy places the organism in Eukaryota, Fungi, Basidiomycota, Pucciniomycetes, Pucciniales, Pucciniaceae. The transcript is spliced from 5 exons.
AUGACCACUUACAAUCGAGUUGAAAGCUGGUACACCGACUCCAGCUACAAUGCCGAUGAGCACUACGAAAACAGCCCAUUUGCCACGGAUCCUCGUACAUUCCCGGUGCGUGCUUCGCUGUCUUCAACCGCCAUGUCUAGUCAACCAUACGCAAUGAUACCCCUGCCCAGUCAAUUUCAAUUGUAUACUAUCGAAGAAAAGAGGAAUCUGGAGGAGGAUGUGGAACCUUGCUCAGCGGUCAAGAAGCGUUAUGCAGAAAGCUUGGCUGUAAAGAACGGAGACUUGAUUGAAAAAUCUUUGAAGAGCAUCUCAUUAAUUAGGUCCAGACUUCUGCAGCAGCAAGAAUCCAAUCGUAAGAAGACCUCCGAGUUCCAACAGAUCCGUAGCUCCAUCGGCAUCGUUCAUUCUCUCGUACAUCUGGUCCACGAUAACAGAUGUAACAAGACUUGGAUCGAGUUUUCUACUGAGGAUUAUAAAAUUUUGUCCAAUAUGAAAAAUCUGAAGCUUUCGAAAGUCGAGAAAGAGAGGACUCCAUCUCCUAAUGAUGGCGGCGAAAGCCUGUCGAUAGAUGAGGUCGAGCCGAAGACGCCCACGCGAGUCUCUGUGGCCUCCUCAACCGCCCGAAGUGACUCUUCAUUUGGACCCGUCCGAUCUUACAAGGCGAUGUCAAUCACCGCAAACGUGCCUACCACACCCACCAAACCCACCGCGACGCCCACUUCGGAGAUAUAUAACCUCUAUCACAGCCAGUCCUCUGAGGACUUGUCAACAGUCGCCGACUUGACAUCCCUCGAGCAGAUAGCCUCAGUCUACCAUCACCCGAAGCCAUCUCCCCAGCAGACCCAGGAGAGCUACUAUAAAACUCAACUCAGCAAAUUCAACUUGGAAAAAUCAGCUGCCAUUUCAAAUGAUCACACGACGCAAGCUGAUUGCAAGAACUCGCCUGGCAACUUUUCUACCACCUCUGUUGCUGUUACUUUGACCACAGCGCAUGAUCAUGAUGAAUGGGACCAACAUGAUGAUAUGGUGCACACUACUGAAAGCGCUUCUAAUGAUGAACGAUCAGAAAAUUCUUCUUUAAGGAAACUGAGUAUUGGUCCGAACCAAUCCAGAAUGAUGGCCAUCAAGCUUAAACAAUUUACCCGAGGAGAAAGAAACAACCUCAUUUACCCUUCCUGA